CUCCUGAGAGCAGAAGGCGCGCGGAGGAACCAGAGCGCGGUUCCUCUCGCAGGAGUGCCGGGGGGCGCUCGCCCUCGGCGGAGACCCCUGCCGGUCAGGCUCCCGCCCGGGGGCUCCGGCCGGUGUGCCUCUCAGGGGGCCCCACGAUGUCCGCCCUGCUCUCGGACUGCAGCCUGCUCACUCUCCCUGCGGCGCCCGGGCCCCGCAGCCCGACGACGGUCUCUCUCCAGCGCUGCCCUCGCGCCUUCCUCAGCAGCCCUGGGCCCUGACCUGUCCGGGGCCCAGAGUCGGCCGCGGGUCUGUGCGUCCCGCCCGGGCGACAACGCCCGUCGGUGCUGACGCCGGACAGACCAUGAAGCUGAAGGAGCUUGAGCGACAAGCUGUCCAAGUGUGGAGCCCAGCCAGCCAGUACCCUGUGUAUCUGGCCACAGGAACAUCUGCCCAGCAGCUAGAUGCCUCCUUUAGUACAGAUGGCACAUUGGAAAUCUUUGAGGUUGAUUUCAGGGACCCCUCUCUGGACUUGAAACGCAAGGGAGUCCUUUCUGCCUCCAGCAGGUUUCACAAGCUGAUCUGGGGGAGCUUUGGCAGUGGGCUUCUGGAAGCCUCCGGGGUCAUUGCAGGCGGCGGGGACAAUGGCAUGCUUACUCUGUACAGUGUGACCCACAUCUUGUCUUCGGGAAAGGAGCCUGUGAUUGCCCGGAGACAGAAGCACUCUGGGGCUGUCAGAGCCCUUGACUUUAAUCCUUUCCAGGGAAACCUCCUGGCCUCAGGGGCCAAUGAUUCUGAAAUCUUCAUUUGGGAUUUGAAUAACCUGAGUGUGCCAAUGACCCCAGGAUCCAAGUCACAGUAUCGUGAGCCGCUGGAAGAUAUCAAGGCUCUCUCUUGGAACCGUCAAGUUCAACACAUUCUGUCUUCUGCUCACCCCAGCGGCAAGGCAGUCGUGUGGGAUCUCAGGAAGAAUGAACCUAUCAUCAAAGUCAGUGAUCACAGCAAUCGGAUGCACUGCUCAGGCCUGGCCUGGCACCCAGAUGUCGCCACCCAGUUGGUGCUCUGUUCAGAAGAUGAUCAUCUUCCAGUAAUUCAGCUGUGGGACUUGCGCUUUGCCUCCUCACCCCUAAAGGUGCUGGAGAGUCACAGCAGGGGGAUCCUGUCAGUGUCAUGGAGUCAGGCUGAUGCUGAGCUGCUGCUCAGUAGUGCCAAGGACAACCAGAUCUUGUGCUGGAACCUGGGGAGCAGCGAGGUGGUGUAUAAACUACCCACGCUGAGCAGCUGGUGCUUUGAUGUGCAGUGGUGCCCUCGGGACCCUUUGGUGUUCUCCGCUGCCUCCUUUGAUGGCUGGAUCAAUUUAUACUCUGUGAUGGGUAGGAGCUGGGAAGUCCAGCAGAUGAGACAGGCUGACAAGAUCUCAUCUUCCUUCAGCAAAGGCCAGCCUCUCCCACCAUUGCAAGUGCCAAAGCAAGUGGCCCAAGCAUCACUGAUACCUCCCCUGAAAAAACCCCCCAAAUGGAUGCGGAGGCCAGCAGGUGUUUCAUUUGCUUUUGGGGGCAAGCUGGUGACCUUUGGCCUCCCCAGCACCCCGGUCCAUCAGGUGCCACAGCCUUGCCUCCGCCUAGUCUUUAUCAGUCAGGUCACCACAGAACCUGAACUCCUGACACAGUCAGCUGAGCUGCAGGAAGCCCUGGGAUCAGGAAAUCUCCUGAAUUACUGUCAGAACAAGAUCCGCCAAUCAUCACUGCAAAGUGAAAAGAUGCUCUGGCAGUUCCUGAAGGUGACUUUAGAGAAGGACUCCAGGAUGAAAUUCCUGAAGCUAUUAGGAUAUAGUAAAGAUGAACUUCAGAAGAAGGUGGCCACAUGGUUGAGGAGUGAUUUGAGGCUGGGUGAGAACCCUCAGUCCAAGGGAGAUGACCUCAACAGUAACAGACAACAGGCGUUCUCCAUACAGACCUCCAAACAUACCACCUGGGAAGCCUCGGCCUCCUCAGCCUUCUUUGAUGAGCUGAUCCCUCAAAACAUGACUCCGUGGGAGAUCCCCAUCACAGAAGACACGGAGGGACUCCUGAGCCGGGCUCUCCUGCUUGGAGAACUGGGCCCUGCCAUGGAGCUGUGUCUGAAAGAAGAGCGCUUUGCUGAUGCCAUCAUCCUGGCCCAGGCUGGAGGCUCAGAUCUGCUGAAGCAAGCACAGGAGCGCUACUUGGCCGAGAAGAAAACCGGAAUCGCCCCGCUGCUAGCCUGCAUUAUACAGAAGAAUUGGAAAGACAUGGUGCAUACCUGUAGCCUGAAGAACUGGAGAGAGGCUCUGGCCUUGCUGCUGACAUACUCAGAGCCAGAGAAAUUCCCCGAGCUCUGUGACAGGCUGGGAACUCGUAUGGAGCAGGAGAGUGGCUGGGCACUCACCUCUGAAGCCAGACUCUGUUACGUAUGCUCAGGGAGUGUGGAGCGGCUGGUGGAGUGCUGGGCAAAAUGCCAGCCGGCUUCAUCCCCUAUGGCUUUACAGGACCUGAUGGAGAAAGUGAUGGUUCUUAACAGGAGCUUGGAGCUACUGCGGGGUCCUGAUGGGAUGAGCCCAGGCCCUGCCACAACCUACAGAAUCACUCAGUAUGCCAACCUCCUGGCAGCCCAGGGCAGCCUGGCCACUGCCAUGAGCUACCUACCCAGUGACUGUGCUCAGCUACCAGUUCAGCAGCUGAGAGAUCGACUUUUUCACGCCCAGGGUUCUGGUGUCUCGAGCCAACAGUCUCCCCCUUUCCCUUUUCCCCGGGUUGUCGUGGGAGCUACCCCCUACUCUCAAGAGACAUCCUCUUCCAGACUGAAAUUCCAGUCUUCUCACCAGGUUCCAAUUCUACCUCCAAGGCCAAGGAUUUUUACACCUCAGUCAUCACUAGUGAUGCCCUUGACACCUUCCCAUCCUAGCCCUUAUCAGGGCUUCAGAAUGCAGAAUACAAGUGACUACAGGCCAUCUGGGGUCCAGGAAGCACAGCCUUUGCCUCUGGGCCCUGGGGUAAGGCCUGCUUUAUCUCAGCCUCAGCUGUUAGGAGGGCAAAGGGCGCAAGCUCCUAACCCCGUGGGAUUCCCUGGAACAUGGCCUCUCCUGGCUCCACCCAUGGCACCCUCAGACAUUAUGCAGCCUGGCUCUGUCCCCCUGUCUAGGGCUCCUCCAGUGCCCCCUCUGUUUCCUGUGAGAGCACCAGGCUUCAUCCCUAUGAGCUCCCAGCCACCAGCCCCUCCUGUCAGCUUCCCUGCGGCCCACCUUCCAGGAGGGCCAGGUGCUCCAUGCGCUGGUGUCUUCCCAACCACUGGCAUCUUGAUUCCUCACCCAGGACCUCAGGAUUCCUUGAAAAAUGCUCCAGUGCCCAAGGGAAACCUCCAGAGGAAAAAGUUGCCAGAGACAUUUACACCCCCAGCACCAAUUACUGCUCCAGUUAUGUGCCUUGCCCCUGAGCCUCGAGGGGUCCUUUCCUCACAACCCGCUGUCCCCAGUCAAUGUCAGCAGCCACUGGAGAAGAUCAACAGGAAGGAGCUGCCCCCUGAACACCAGUCCUUGAAGAUCAGCUUUGAGGCACUUCUGCAGCGCUGCUCCCUAUCUGCCACUGAUUUAAAGACAAAACGGAAGCUAGAUGAAGCUGCGCAACGUCUAGAAUGUCUGUAUGACAAGCUCUGCGAGGGGACAGUAAGUACACUCAGUGGUGCUCGUCUGCCUCCUGCUUUUCCACCUUCACCCAUGGCCAAAGGGCACGCACUAUCCCUUCCCAUAAGCCUCACUGACCCUGGGUUCCCUACAGAAUAUAGACAUGUUGCCUGGACUGGGCUCCAGAACUCCAGAAGGAAGUCCUCGCUUCUCCCUUCCAUGCCUCCAGCGUAGGGGUGGAGUUGGGCUUACUAACUCUGGGCCAAUCCCUCCACAGCUCUCGCCUCCUGUGCUGGCUGGACUCCAUGAGAUUGCCCGAUGUGUGGACGCAGGAAGCUCUGAGCAGGGCCUUGUGGUGCAUGCCCAGGUGGUGGGCUGCAGCAGCUUCAGUGAGGUCUCCAGCUUCAUGCCUGUCCUGAAGUCUGUCCUCACCAUUGCUCAUAAGCUGCACGUCUAAACCAGGCAGCUCCUCCUGCCAGACCACUUUUACUGUUACUUAAUUCCUUCCUGCAGGAAGGGACUUUUGGGACAGAUUCUGUUUGUUUUUCCCAGCCUUCCUCCCUUGCUGCCAGGUAUAUGAUGCUGUAGACUUGGCUCCAAACCAGCAGAGUGCCUGCUCUCUACCCCUUUAUGCCUGCUCUCUACCCCUUUAUGCCUGGCCCUCUGGGAUCUGCCCAGGGCUCAGUCAGCCUGUUCUCCCUCACUUCCCCUAAAACUAUACUCCAACAGGGGCUGGCACAGUGCGCCUUCUCCCCCAGGGGCAUUCUGUCCAAGUGGUUUCUGAGAGGGUGAGCAGGAUCAUCUUUUCAAGUCUACCUCUGCCGUGCCCAUCGUGUGGGUCUUUUGUCUUUCCCCUUCUGUGGGUUAUGAGCCUGACUUUACCUUCUCCUUGCCUCUGACUUCAUGUUUCCAUACUUCUCUGAGCCCCAGAGACUGGAGUAGAGUUGACUGUUGCUCAGCCUUUCAACAAAUCCUAGACAUGAGUGAUGGGUGCUGAGCAGAACCAAGAGAAGGAACUCAGGCCCUUUGAAGAAGGGACUUCUCCUCUGCCAGCAUUGUUAAGGGUGAACUAGGUGAGGUGGAGGGUGGAAGGGGUGCACUGCCUUUUGCUGAGAGUUGUCUUAAGCUAUGGGAUAGAAGCAGAGGGACCACUGCCCAUGGGGAGCAGCCCCUGACUCAGCCUGCCUGAGUCCUGGCCCAGGCAAGAUAUAGACCCAUUCAUUCUGUGAUUAGAAGCCUGGUUCUGGAAUAGGAGCCAUAUUAAUGAAAGACUCUUCUGGCACUCUUCUUCAAGACUUGGAGGCCCUUCUUCCCUACCCUCUCCGGCUGCACUUUCAUGGUUGGACUCUGCACUGAAGCCCUGAUGUACUUUAUGUGCAAUAAAGCUGCUUUAGUUUGGUUUCCUCA
This is a messenger RNA of Capra hircus (goat), 5032 nucleotides long. It is a transcript of the gene SEC31B, whose product is annotated as SEC31 homolog B, COPII coat complex component. Lineage: Eukaryota; Metazoa; Chordata; Mammalia; Artiodactyla; Bovidae. Gene Ontology annotation, biological process: COPII-coated vesicle cargo loading; endoplasmic reticulum organization; intracellular protein transport. Gene Ontology annotation, cellular component: endoplasmic reticulum exit site; COPII vesicle coat. The transcript is spliced from 26 exons. Bases 353 to 3859 code for a protein of 1168 amino acids. Gene Ontology annotation, molecular function: protein binding; structural molecule activity. The record is from RefSeq and is a predicted model, not a curated record.